AUGUUGUGUAUUGUUGUUGAGGUAAACGGACAUCCUGUCAAGGCUUUUGUUGAUUCUGAAGCUCAAGAAACUAUAAGAGGUUUCUCAACUUUAUUAAAUUCAUCAUCAUCAUUGGCUUCCACAUCAAAUGUUAUACCUCCUAGUCAACCAUCUAAUACUAACGCAUCUACUCCAGGCAACCACACUCUUUCUGCACCUCAUAUUUAUGAAUUCUUAAGUAAAGUAAUGUACAAUAGAAGAUCACAAUUCAAUCCACUUUGGAAUUCAUUUAUAGUGGGAGGAUAUCACAAAGGAGAAAAAUUUCUUGGACAUACUGAUUUACUUGGAACAACAUUUAAAGCAACAACAAUCUCAACGGGUUUUGGAGCUCAUUUGGUACAACCUAUCCUUCGUAAUGCUGUUGAAGGUCGUGAAGAUACACUUACAGAAGAGGAGGCAAUUACAGCUAUAGACAAUUGUAUGAAAGUAUUAUAUUAUAGGGAUACUCGUAGUUUAAAUAAAUUUCAACGUGCAAAAAUAACAGAACAAGGUUUUGAAAUAACUCAACCUUAUUCUGUUGCGACGGAUUGGAAAUAUGCAGAAGGAAUUAGAGCCUCGGAUAAAUUAAGCAAGAAUGCUUCUUGGAACGAGAAUAUUUUAUUAAACAUAAAAAGAUUGGAUGCUGACAAAGAUGCGAACCUGAUUAUUAAAUGUUGGGACAAUAGAAUCAAAGGACCAGAAAGUAUUUUAAUUGAAGUGAAGAUUUGUUUAAAUGAAAUUGAAUUAACAUUUAAAAUUUACUUUAUAGUAAAUCGGCCACCCAAGAACAUAUCUUAUAAAGAAAAAGAAAGGACUGUGAUGAUUUUAAUAACCCGUUUAAAAUAUAAGGAUUUGUGCGGGAUGUCUGGUCCUUUAGAAUUUAAGUUGGAUCAAGACAAACAUUCAACCAAGGAUUACUGGAAAACCUCACAAUCAGAAUUCAAAUGGCCAGUAUCCCUAUUUUUACUUGACAAGAUCAGUGGACUGACUAUUCAUUGUGUGCUUUCAAGUAAUCAGGGAUGCCCAACAACUAAAAUAAAAAUUGGCCCAUCUAAUAAUAAAUCCGAGAACCGGAUCUGGAAAAAUUUAAUAAAGUCUGUUGGGCCGAUUCCACUAAUGGAAAGAGGAAUGGAUUAUUCAAAUCUAGAGUUUUUAUUAACACUGCAUACGAUUACUCCAAUAAGUGAAUUAUCAUCAUCGCCAAUUCUUACUCGUAAUAUAUUAGAUUCAUAA
Messenger RNA from Entrophospora sp. SA101, 1251 nucleotides. The record is from the annotation of a GenBank genome assembly. Lineage: Eukaryota; Fungi; Glomeromycota; Glomeromycetes; Entrophosporales; Entrophosporaceae.